Messenger RNA from Pteronotus mesoamericanus, 1860 nucleotides. RefSeq names its product BPI fold containing family B member 4 (gene BPIFB4). The transcript is spliced from 16 exons. NCBI's taxonomy places the organism in Eukaryota, Metazoa, Chordata, Mammalia, Chiroptera, Mormoopidae. The record is from RefSeq and is a predicted model, not a curated record. Gene Ontology annotation, molecular function: lipid binding. The coding region runs from base 1 to 1860 and encodes 619 amino acids.
AUGUGGACUGCUUGGUGUGUGGCUGCUCUGUCUGUGGCAGCUGUGUGUGGCGUCCACCAAGAGACAAACACUGUCCUCAGAGUUACCAAAGACGUGCUGAGCAAUGCCAUUUCUGGCAACCUGAGACAAAGCGAUGCUCUCCACUCAGCUCUGAGAGAGGUGCCCAUGGGUGCUGGUGGUGUUCCAUACAACGACUUCCAUGUCCGAGAUGCUCUCCCAAAAUAUACGAAUGGCCACCAGCUUGGCGGUAAUUACAAGUAUGGUCGCAUCGACACCAAUGACAACGCUGCUCAGCUAGGGGGCAAAUACCGAUAUGGUGAAAUCCUUGAGCCUGAUGGAAGCAUCAGAGACCUCCGAAACAGCGACUACCGCAACGCUGUGAAUGCACAGGGUGGCCAAAGGGGCUUUCCACGGUAUAGGUCAGCCAAGGGUACAGCGACCGUGGGCAGGCUUCACCGGCGAGAGCUGCGGCCGGGAGAGCUCCCACCUGGUGUAGCCACUGGGGCUCUGGGUCCAGGUGGUUUGCUGGGCACUGGUGGCAUGUUGGCAACCGAAGGCAUCCUGUCAGGACAAGGUGGCCUGCUUGGCGGAGGUGGUCUCCUUGGUGACGGAGGACUUCUCGGAGGAGGGGGCCUCCUGGGCGUGCUCGGCGAGGGCGGCAUCCUGAGCACAGUGCAAGGCAUCACGGGGCUGCGGAUUGUGGAGCUGACUCUCCCUCGGGUGUCUGUUCGGCUUCUGCCCGGCGUGGGUGUCUACUUGAGCUUGUACACCCGCGUGGCCAUCAACGGGAAGAGUCUCAUUGGCUUCCUGGACAUCGCUGUGGAGGUGAACAUUACGGCCAAGGUCCGGCUGACCAUGGACCGCACAGGCUACCCUAGGCUGGUCAUCGAGCGAUGCGACACCCUCCUGGGCGGCAUCAAAGUCAAGCUGCUGAGAGGCCUUCUCCCCAACCUCGUGGACAACUUAGUGAACCGAGUCCUGGCCAAUGUCCUCCCUGACUUGCUCUGCCCCAUCGUGGACGUAGUGCUGGGUCUUGUCAACGACCAGCUGGGUCUCGUGGACUCUCUGAUUCCUCUGGGGAUAUUGGGAAGUGUCCAGUACACCUUCUCCAGCCUCCCGCUUGUGACUGGGGAAUUCCUGGAGCUGGACCUCAAUACUCUCGUUGGGGAGGUUGGAGGAGGGCUCAUCGACUACCCCCUGGGGCGUCCAGCCAUGGCUCCCAGGCAAGAGAUGCCAGAAUUGCCCCCCAUGGGUGACAAUACCAACUCCCAACUGGCCAUUUCUGCCAACUUCCUGGGCUCGGUGCUGACUCUCCUGCAGAAGCAAGGGGCACUGGAUGUUGACAUCACCGAUGGCAUGUUUGAAGAGCUUCCUCCACUCACCACAUCCACACUGGGAGCCUUGAUUCCCAAGGUGUUCCAGCAGUACCCUGAGUCCCGCCCACUCACCAUCAGGAUCCAGGUGCCGAACCCACCUUCAGUGACACUACAGAAGGACAAAGCGCUGGUGAAGGUGUUUGCCACCUCUGAGGUUAUGGUGUCCCAACCCAAUGAUGUCGAGACCACAAUCUGCCUCAUCGAUGUGGACACAGAACUGUUGGCCACGUUUUCCGUGGAGAGCAAUAAGCUCAUGAUCGAUGCCAAGCUGGACAAGACCAACCUCAACCUCCGAACCUCAAAUGUGGGCAAUUUUGAUGUUGGCCUCAUGGAGGUGCUGGUGGGGAAGAUCUUUGACCUGGCGUUUAUGCCCGCGAUGAACGCUGUGCUGGGCUCCGGUGUCCCUCUCCCCAAAAUCCUUAACAUCGACUUCAGCAAUGCAGACAUCGACGUCUUGGAGGACCUACUGGUGCUGAGUGCCUGA